AUGUGUGUCUUAUCAAUCCCGUUUCCUGCAGCCUCGAGUUUUUCACAUAAAUGGCUAUUUGGGCAGGCAGGCUGCGACUGGGCAGCGUAUAUCUCAUUCUUUGUUGGCUUCUCCGGGGUGCUUAUUCUUGCGAUGAUCUCCGUUGAUCGGCUCAUCAUCAUUGUCGCAACGUCAGUACGAAUGAUUUCGAAAAGAGUUGCCUUAUUACUGAUAGGCGCAUGUGUUGCUGUAUCGGUAGUGUUCGCCACCAUGCCUCUACUAGGAUGGAGUUCCUACACGCUUGAGGGUGCAAACAUUUCGUGCAGUGUAAAUUGGCAAGGCCGAUCCCCGGGAGACACUUCCUAUGUUAUAACAAUAUUUAUAUGCUGCUUUCUUAUCCCAGUUGGUGUUAUAAUUUACUGUUACGGCAGAAUUUAUUUUCACGUCCGAAGAACUACUAGCAAUUUAAGCUUUGACACUGGCAUUGGCCCUGGCACUGGCAUGACGGUUCAAAUGAGAAAGAUUUUUGCGAUGGAAAAAAAGAUGACUUUGAUGAUUGCCAUCAUAGUUGGAACAUUUCUUUUAUCAUGGAGUCCAUACGCCAUUGUGUCACUCUGGGCUGCAAUUGGUGACCCCGACAGCAUCCCGAUGGUGGCUGUUGUUAUCCCGGCGGUAAUAGCCAAGUCAGGCGUUAUUUGGAAUCCAUUUAUAUACGUGGUGAUGAACAAGAACUUUAGGGCUGCCCUUGUAAGAGUGUUGCCAUUCCCUUGUUUAAAACAAACUAUAGAACCUACACAACGCCACGAUUUACGGAAUAGAGGGAAAAAUUCCGGGAAUAACGAUUUAAAUAGCAAAGCGGUAUCUCCGCAUCGUAUACAGACAACUAAUGACUUUAUAGUAAACACACCCGUGUAACCUCGGAUGGGGCAGUACUCAAAUCGUAUUUUCAGGUCUAAGUGGCAUAGUGGUAUCGCAGCAUCGUAUACAGACAACUAAUGACUUUAUAGUAAUCACACCCGUGUAACCUCGGAUGGAGCAGUACUCAAAUCGUAUUUUCUGGUCUAAGUGGCAUAGUGGUAUCGCAGCAUCGUAUACAGACAACUAAUGGCUUUGGUAAACACACCCGUGACAUAACCUCGAAUGGAGAAGUACUCAAAUCGUAUUUUCUGGU
This is a messenger RNA of Owenia fusiformis, 1150 nucleotides long. Lineage: Eukaryota; Metazoa; Annelida; Polychaeta; Sabellida; Oweniidae. The record is from the annotation of a GenBank genome assembly.